Molecule: messenger RNA, 960 nt
Organism: Caenorhabditis briggsae
Lineage: Eukaryota; Metazoa; Nematoda; Chromadorea; Rhabditida; Rhabditidae
Gene: Cbr-tag-231
Product: Protein CBR-TAG-231
Exons: 5
Coding region: 1-960 (319 amino acids)
Biological process (GO): phosphatidylinositol phosphate biosynthetic process
Molecular function (GO): 3'(2'),5'-bisphosphate nucleotidase activity
Source: RefSeq, a predicted model, not a curated record
AUGUUCAACAAAGCGAGCUUCCUCACACGUCUCGUCGCAUCGUCCGUUCGGGUUUCGGAAGCGGCUGGUGGGAUUAUUAAGAAUGUCAUGGCCGGUGGAGACCUCAAAAUCGUCGAUAAAGCGGAAACCGGGUCCGGUUACGAUCCACAAACCGAAGCCGAUCGACGAGCGCAAUAUUGUAUCGUUCAGUCGCUCCAGAAGCAUUUUAAUAAUAUAACGAUCAUUGGGGAAGAGGAAGACACCACCGCCUGCCCUGAAGUAGAACUAGGAUUCAAUGAAGACGUGCUUCUCACAGAUCGUCUAAUCUCUCCAGAAUUGGCGCAAAUCAAAGAGAACGAGGUCGUCGUGUGGGUGGACCCACUCGAUGGCACUUCUGAAGUCGCGUUGGCGGUGAAAAAUAAGAAUUUGGCGCUUCUGGAGCAGGUGACGGUUCUCAUUGGGAUCGCUUAUAAAGGACGUCCGGUCGCUGGAAUCAUUCAUCAACCCUAUCAUUCGACGAGUGGAAGAACGGUCUGGGCGAUUAAAGGGUGUGGAGUACAUGGAUUAGUGCCGGCAACAGGAAACACUCAAAAAACGGUCGUCACAACGCGCAGCCAUCUCAGCGAGUCGGUUUCGAGCGCUCUGGAAGCGCUGAAAACCCGGAAUCUAGCGGAUAAUGUCGAGAAAGUGGGCGGAGCCGGAUUCAAAGUUCUGAAGGUCCUCGAAGGCUGCGCGGCGUACGUCUUCGCAAGUGCCGGAUGCAAGAAAUGGGACACUUGCGCCGUGGAGGCUGUGCUCACGGCCGCCGGCGGUCGGCUCACCGAUAUCAGUGGCCGAGAAAUUCGCUACGAGCCGGACGUGCAGCUAAACAACACGGGCGGUGUGCUGGCGACGGCUUCAUGGGUCAAACAUCAGGAAUACAUUGAGACGAUCCCAAAAGACAUCAAGAACAACUUGCCGGAAGUCGCUUCGAAGAAAUAA